Messenger RNA from Antechinus flavipes (yellow-footed antechinus), 1003 nucleotides. RefSeq names its product mitochondrial ribosomal protein S26 (gene MRPS26). The transcript is spliced from 4 exons. NCBI's taxonomy places the organism in Eukaryota, Metazoa, Chordata, Mammalia, Dasyuromorphia, Dasyuridae. The record is from RefSeq and is a predicted model, not a curated record. Gene Ontology annotation, cellular component: mitochondrial small ribosomal subunit. Bases 97 to 831 code for a protein of 244 amino acids.
GAUUGGCGAAGGGCAGAGGAAAGUGAUGUGGGAGGUCGCAGAGGCACACCGAAGGUGACGAUUGGUGAAUGGAGACAGGAUCCGGAUUGGCGGAAGAUGAGAAGCUGGCCCGUACGGAAAGCGAUGAUUGGUUGGCAGGAUAAGUCUCGAGCAUGCGCAGGGACAAGAGACAGCGACAGACUCGCUGUCCCAGAAUGUCUCGCGGUUAGGGCCAUGCUCGGUGCUGUGGGCCGCUUGGGCCGCUCGGUCAGGCCUCCGGCCCCGGCUCCUUCUUUACCACUAUUGCUACCGCCCGCACGAGGCCGUAAGAGCCGCCAUGACCCGCCCGCCAAGUCCAAGAUCGGGCGCUUGCGAACUCCGACCCCCGUAGAUCCCGUCGAGAUGUAUAUAUUAACGGAGCGGUACAAGAGUUACAGGCAGAUUGUACGGGCACUCAGGCUUGAAUUCAUGGAGGAGAUUUGGAGAAAAACAUAUGAUGAGAAAUAUGGGGGACUAAAAGCUAUACGAGAGGCUGAGGAACACAAGCAACUCAUGGCCUGGAACCAAGCAGAGAAUGCUCGGCUGCAGGCAUUGAGGAUCUCCAGAUUUCAGCGGCAAAAGCAGGAACAGGAACAGCUUCGGGCACAGGAGGAGAUGCAGAAGGCCCAAGAAAUGGAAGCUUUUGUCCGUGAGAAGGAGAAAGAGGUUCUGCAGUUGCAGGAAGAUGCGAAAACAUUCAUUACUCAGGAUAACUUAGAGGAGAAGAUUGAAGCCGCCCUCAACAAUCCUCGGAACUACAAUUGGGCCCUUAUCAAGGAGGGCCAUGUGGUUCGACCCCCUCGAGGGACUUAGGGGUGCCAGGUGUGGCAGCUGCCAGAGCUGAAGGGAGGCAGCUGGAGCUCUGGGAGCUCCUGUCUUUCUCUUCCACACCCUCUCCCCCACAAUCCAGCCUUUAUCUGGCCUCCUUAUUGAGAAAUAAGAACUAAGCAGUUUACAGAAUAAAGGGAUGAUGCCUUUUUUUAAA